This is a messenger RNA of Medicago truncatula (barrel medic), 720 nucleotides long. RefSeq lists its product as uncharacterized. Lineage: Eukaryota; Viridiplantae; Streptophyta; Magnoliopsida; Fabales; Fabaceae. The record is from RefSeq and is a predicted model, not a curated record. The transcript is spliced from 3 exons. The coding region runs from base 170 to 589 and encodes 139 amino acids.
CGGUAUCAAAAACGAAUUUUUAGUAAAAAAAGGUAAAUAGAAGAAAGAAAGAGAAAUUGUGCAGAAUAUUAGAGUUCAGUCACUUUUAACUUAAAAUUCCAAUUCCAAUUCCAAUUUUCCCCUUACCACAAAUAUAAUCGAUUAUCAUUCCCGAGCUACAACUGCGGCCAUGGAAGCUGAACAAAGCGAAGGGUCUACUGAUUCAUCAUCUUCGCAAACAAUGAAUCAUCUCUUGUUUGUAGAGAUGGGUGUCGGCUAUGAUCAACACGGCCAAAAUAUCACUUCUGCAGCAAUGAGAGCAUGCAGGGAUGCUAUUUCUUCUAAUUCAAUCCCUGCUUUCCGCAGAGGUUCCAUUCCUGGUGUCAGUUUUGGUCAGAUGAAAUUGCAGAUCAAACUAGGGGUUCCUCAUUCUCUCCAACAAGCUCUGGAUAUUGAGAAAGUCAAGUCUGUAUUUCCGUACGGUAAAAUUUUGAAUGUGGAAGUUGUGGAUGGUGGUUUGAUAUGCUCAAGUGGGGUGCUUGUGGAAGAGAUGGGUGACAAGAAUGAGGAUUGCUACAUUGUGAAUGCUGCUGUUUAUGUCGGUUAUUAACUUUCACCUUGUGCAGAUUUCAGUUUUUCUCUCCUGUUGAUGUACUUCUGAUAUUAAUAAUUGUUAGCUUCUGCUGUAUACCAAAAUGUACAUUUCUAUAUUUCUAUGCCAUAGUUCUUGUUUGGCCGUCA